AUGUUAUACAAAUUUAAGGAAUAUUUUGUGAUUUAUUAAGAACAUUUGAAGAACAAAGAUUAGUGGAGAUUGUUAAUGGUGCUGAUAUCUGUCUAUUAAAUAUGUGAUGUUAUUAUAGUGACAGGAGAUGCUGUAACUUUAGAUAUUGAAGGAGACAAAUACAUUUUGAUAUAUAGAAUAUUGGUAAUAUUAAUUACCAUUUUAGACCCAAAUAUUUUUGAUUGCAUUCUUUGAAGUGUCACUAAUAAAAAUGAUAAAGAUAAAAAAUGGAUUUAUAAAUCUCAUGACCUUAUUAAAAUUUAUAUGUGUAGUUAUAUGUUGGGAAGAGCUAGAUUAUUAUACAACAUAAUAAUUAUUUUAAAGAAUACUGGAUAAGUUCCUAAUUCUAUUGGGAUUUGUAUUUGCAAUAGAAUCAUAAGUAUGUUAGACAUUAGCAAUUGUCUUUAAUUUGAUUUAUACAUUGUUAAGGAACUUUGAAUUCGAUUCUAAAAUGAAUAUCAUAAUGGGUACAAAGUUAAUUGUUAUUCAUGUCAUUUUAUAAUUCUUAAUGUUCAUAAUCAACAAAAAGAAUAUUAGGAAUAAUUUAAAUUCCUAAUUGGUGACUAUGGGUUUAAAUAAUAAAAUUAGUUACACAUAAUUAAAUUCUUAGAGAUUAUCAAAUCCAAAUAGAACUCUUCAUCAAUUAUAUAUAGAUAUACCUGAAAAUAGGAAUAUAUCUUAAAUACCACAUGAAUAAAAAUAAGAAGAUCAAUAAACAGAAUCAGUUUAAUAAGAUUAAAUAAAUGAAGCCAUACUUUCCACAUCUGAAUUUGGAAUCUAUCUGAUUGAUAGUCUUACUAAAAGUGUUUAAGUUAUAAAUCCAUAGUUGUCCAAUAUUAUUAUGAAAGAAGAUCAAUUGAAUACUUAAUUUCUAGAGACUGAAUUAUAUGAUUUUGGAUUACUACUUGAAGAAUCAUGUUUAUUAUUGCCAAAAUUUCAUAGAAGUCAAGACAUAGCAUAGUUCCUUAAAUUCACUGAAACUUUAGAGUAUUGUAUAAGUUUAUUAUUGUUGAGUUCCAUCUACUUUGGAGAAUACUUAUGAAAACGACCCUUGUCAAAUCAAGAGAUUACAAUUAUUAACUAAAAAAAUAUCUUUUAAAGCAUUCUUCGAUAAUUUAAUUGCUUUCAUUCACCUAAAAUACACAAAUAACCAUUUACUUAUUGACUUUUCUCUUAAAAUAUAUAUUAAAUUCGAUACUUGUUAUAUACAAGUUGUUUUAUCACCAUUAAUCUAUAAACUUAAACCUUAAAUUGUGAUUUUUGUAUCUGAUAUCACUGAAGAUCCUUACAUAACAUAAUUAUUGAAUACUACAAAAAAUAAUGAUUUUUUGAUUAGUGAUAUAUCCUAAAAGAUUAAGCAACCUCUUAAUUGUACUAUAUCAAUGUUAGAAAUUAUUAUGGUAUAUCUAUUAUUAAUUAUUAUAUAAGAAUACAACUCCAUAAGAAAUAAAAGAAAAAUAUAUAAGUCCAGCACUUGCUGGUUGUAAAUUAUUAAUUAAUACUGCUAAUGAUAUUCUUGAUUAUGCUUAAUUAUAAAAGAAGGAUAAAUUAGACUUAAUUUAGAUGGAUGUUCAAAUAUAAGAGUUUUUGACUGAUAUUAUAAAUGUAGUAAAAUCUUAAGCUAUUUUCAGAGGAUUAAAAAUAUCUGUAAAUAUAAAAUAGAAUGUUCCAUAAUUUAUUAGAACUGAUCCAAAUAGAUUAAGAUAAAUCUUACUUAAUUUAUUAGUUACUUCUAUUUAAGCAACUGUUAGAGGAUCUAUAAUAUUUUGUGUUUCUAAAAGUUAAAUUCUUAAUGAACAUAUUGAUUUUAUUGUAAAAGUGAAAGCUAAUGAAACUAAUUUUUCAAUUCUUAAAAUAAUAGAAAGAACUGUUAGAUUCUUUAAAUCAUAAACAUUGAAAUCUAAAAUAUUAGAUCUUGGAAAUCUUAGACAAUAUUCAUAAUCAAUUUUGAUUUCAUUUUAUUUAACAAAAUGUCUAUCCCAAAUUCCAUUCGAAUAUAAUUAUGAACGUGUUGGUAAUAAAGAAGAAUUUAGUUUUGUCAUUAAAAUUAAAAAUUUAUAUCCAUAAUUUAAUUAAAAUUUGAAUUAAAAAAGAUUAUCAGAAUUUACAAAUUAGUAAAGUUUUUAUUAAUAGUAUUAAAAUAAAGAAGGUUUAAAGAGAUAUUAAUCUUAAAUGUCAAGUUUAUAACCAGAGAAUUCAAAUAUUAAAUUAGAAUUAAAAGAAGCUAGAUAAAAAUUGAAUAUAAAUAUUAUCUAAACUUAAGGUUAAGAAUCAAAAGAAAAAUAAAAAGAAAUUUAGGAAUAAUUAAAUGAAUCAGAUGAAAGUCUCUCUGAAUAAUAAGAUGAUGAAGUAUCUAUGGAAUCAAAAAAUGGUAUUUCUAAUAGAGUAGAACAAAUGCUUAAAAUAUAACCAUAUUUCUUUGAUUAUGUGAAUGAAACAUAAUAGAAAAAUGAAGGAAUUAGUUCUCAACCAUCCCAACAACUUACAUUUGGUGGACUAGGAUAAGGGAGAUCAUCCAUAUAUUCUUCUUUAUGUUUUACCAGUGGAACUAUGUAACCAAAUGAUUUAUUAGAUUGUUUUGAGAAGAUGGAAAAAAUAAAAUAAUAAAAAAAUAAAUCUAAUUGUAGAGUAUAGUUAUUUUAAUAGUUAGUGUACUAAGAUAUUGAUAUGUGAGAGUAUCGAUCUUGAUCUUUAUGCUUUAUCGCAUUAAUUAACGAAUAUAGGAAUUACAUAUGAAUAUGUAACAUAGAAAUCUCAAAUAGUGAGCACUCUUGUUAAAUUAUUAAAUAGUGAUUUGUAAUAAUAGUAAAAUAGUAAUUAAUAAAAGUAGAAUAUUGAUAAUCAUUAAUUAAAGGUCAAUAAUGAUAAUUAAUAGCUGAAGAACAAUGAAAAUUAACCUUGUUGUAAAGGAUUAUAAUUAUUAUUCAUUGGAAUUGAAUAAUUUGAAGAAGAACUAUUUGCUUUGUUUAAUUAAAUAAAAGAUAUUUAUGCAGAAUUUAAAGUUGAACCCAGAAUCAUAGGAUUAAUUGGUUGUAUGGAUGAAGAAAAUAGAGCCUAAACAAGAAAACUUCCCUUUCAUGAUUAUUUAUCCAAACCUAUAAUGAUUGAUGCCCUACUAUUUAUUUUAGCAAAAUGGAUUAAAAUGAAUUGA
Molecule: messenger RNA, 3190 nt
Organism: Paramecium pentaurelia
Lineage: Eukaryota; Ciliophora; Oligohymenophorea; Peniculida; Parameciidae
Source: the annotation of a GenBank genome assembly